AUGAUGGGUAGUAGGAGGGAAGAAGAGCGUAAUGAGAAGAUUAUCAGAGGGCUGUUGAAGCUGCCCCCAAAUCGCCGAUGCAUCAAUUGCAAUUCUUUGGGUCCGCAGUAUGUUUGUACCAACUUCUGGACUUUUGUCUGCAUGACUUGUAGUGGAAUACACCGUGAGUUUACUCAUCGUGUGAAGUCUGUAUCCAUGUCUAAGUUUACAUCCCAAGAAGUUGAGGCACUUCAAAAUGGCGGAAAUCAGCGCGCAAAGGAAAUAUAUUUGGCGGACUGGGACCAAGAAAGGCAGAGGUUACCUGCAAGCAGUAAUAUUGAUCGAGUGCGUGAAUUCAUAAAACAUGUAUAUGUUGAUAAGAAGUAUGCUGGAACAAAGACGGCUGAUAAGCCUCCUCGGGACUUGCAGAGGAUAGGAAGUUAUGAAGACGAGGGCAGGCGGGCAAACUCCUAUCAUUCUUUUUCUCAAAGUCCUCCUUAUGACUUUCAAUAUGAAGAUAGACGCUAUGGGAAACAUGGUGCUGCGCUUACCCGCAGACCUGGCUCAGAUAGAGGCAUUAAUGCUGGAAAUAUGUCUAAUUUUGUUUUUAGUCCAAUGCGCUCCAGUGGUAGAAUGUCAGAUGACGGGUUUGCAAAUGAAGGAUCUGUUUCUAGACUAUCGGACUACUCAGUGUCUAGCGGCGCUGAUCUAGGUAGAUCUGGUAUUGGAUCUCCAAAUUUUCAGAAGGAAAGUGGUGGUAACAGUCCCUCUACUCUGCCUACUGGAAAUAGUCUAAGGGACGGUAUCCCAUUUCAAACAGUAAAUUUAUUUCCGGAGGUUGACUUGAAGAAAGACACAAACCAGAUGACACAACCGCAGAGAAGUAUGUCCUUGGGAAGCAUACCGUCGGAUACCAGCACAACAUCAGUUAAGUCAGAACCUCAGCAAGUUGUGGUAUUUUACAAGGAGAAUGUCUUUGCUCCAAUUCCAUCUUCUUCUGCUACUCAUGACAGCUUGGGCUCCAUCAAACCCCCAACUGCUUCGUUGCCGGACUAUUCUCGAACUGCAUCUGUUGAUCUGUUCCAGUUAGACUCGUCUACUGGCUCUCCUGUUGAUUUGUUUUCUGUACCUCAUUUACAGUCAGCAUCUAAAAGCUUGCAUCAGUAUCAUCAAACUUCUCCAGCUGCAACAUUGGACUUGUUUUCUGGGUUCAUCGACAAUCAACCAGUUUCUACCCUUGAUGCAAUCUCAUCAGAACUCCCACUUCCUAAAAAUGAAGGAUGGGCAACUUUUGAUAAUAUACAGCCUGCAGCAUCUGCACAAGGGAAUGAAAAUCACCCACCUUCAUUAAUUACUAGUAGCGUGGAUCUAGCUGCUGCAAGGUUUGACCAGGUCGCAUCCCUGAGCACAAAAAUGAAGCCACAAGCAUUCCAAAAUGUUGGUGCUGAAAAGCCUUCCUCUCUACUGGAUCCUUGGCAUGAUGAUUUGCACAAUGCUGAGCUGCAAAAUAAUUCUACUUCUCAAACAUGGAAUGUCUUUGAUAACUCUACCGCGUCCUUCCCUAUUGAGCACAUGCAGCAGUUUAGUGAAGUAAACCUACCAGCAUACAAUGCUUUGGUGGAUCUUAAUCUGCAUUUAGGGCAACCGGAUAAAGAUGGUACAGACGGUGACACAUAUUUCCAACCCCAUGCUCCUAACAGCUCAUCUCAUCCUGUGUACACUGUGAUGGAUCAAACGAUCUCGCAGAUAACUCAUAGCAGAUCAAGCAACCCAUUUGAGCUUCCAUAUGAUACAGAUUUAGUGCCAGACAAUAUGUUCUUGGACAUGACUUCGUUGCAAUCUGCACUACCCAAUGGCAAUAUAUCACCAGCAUUCCUGGUGGAUCCAUCCCAGUCAUGGUUUCCCCAAGAUCCUGUCAUGAGUCACAUACCUAGUGCUGCUCCCCAAGGUGCCUUGUCGUAUAUUCCUGGACAGACUCCAAGUCCUCAGUUGGUGACGGUCCCUGCUCAAGGUUCAGUCGCUUCCGUGGGAGGCAAUCCUUUUGCCUAG
Messenger RNA from Linum trigynum, 2028 nucleotides. NCBI's taxonomy places the organism in Eukaryota, Viridiplantae, Streptophyta, Magnoliopsida, Malpighiales, Linaceae. The record is from the annotation of a GenBank genome assembly.